CUGGUCAGGUCGCGGAGGCACGUCUGGAAACUUGGAACGCUUGGAAUUUGCCAGGGAAUUUGCACUUCUUCAAGGCUUCAGACUGGCUUCAGACAGCUUCAGAAGGCUUCAGACCUCAAAGAUUAGUUCUCUUUCCCACAUUACAGCACGGGCAUAACACCUAGAAUUUUGCAACUGCCAGCGAAGACUACGGGCAUAUUCCUUUGAUAUCCGCAACUACCUAUAACCGGUACAGCUUUCCCACUAAAAUAACAACCAAUGGACGUCGACAAUUCCUCAGGGACGACCGCCAACGGGGCCGUCGCCUCCUCCAGCUCCGCAGGCGGAUUCUCCUUGGACGCAGACACGUUCAAAAAGAUCCACCCUACGGAAUAUCACAGAAGAUUUCUUUCGCAAGGGGUUCGGGCUGACGGCAGGGAGCUACUGAGAUUCCGGAAGGCAAUAGUCACUGUAGGAGUAAUCAGUACAGCGCAUGGAUCUGCAAUGGUUCGCUUGGGUGAUACUACGGUCAUAUGUGGUGUGAAAGCUGAAGUCACGGAGCCGAAACCCGCUGCCCCAAAGCAUGGAUUUUUGGUGCCUAAUGUCGACCUCCCACCGAUCUGCUCCCCAAAUUCCCGACCAGGACCUCCUAGCGAGCUUGCGCAAACCGUUAGCGAGUACAUCGAUCAAGUCGUGAAGGGCAGCGAGCUUCUCAAUGCCCAAGAUCUGUGCAUCGAACCCGGGCACGCCGUCUGGGUGUUGUACGCCGACAUUGUGUGUCUGAAUCAUGAUGGGAACAUUUUGGAUGCUGCGUUGAUAGCAUUGGGAGCCGCAUUGCGGCAUGUACGACUACCGAAAGCAACCUAUAACGAUGAGUUGGGAGGGACAGUUCGUGUCGCCGAGGAGAAGACGAUCGCAUUGAAGAUUAGGAGGUCACUGGUACCCGUCACGUUUGGCGUAUUUGAUAGCAUAACGCCGUUAGCCGACCCGACCUUCGAUGAAGAACCGCACCUGUCCUCGCGCAUCAGCUACAUCCUCUCCCACCUAUCUACCUCCACACCGUCAGACGCCAUACAACUUGCUGGCUUGUACAACCCAGGCGGGGCACCCGUUACGCGAGCAACAAUGACUACUUGCUUGGCGCAAGCGAAGAAGCGGGCAAAGGAAAUCCUGGCGCUCGUUGAUGAGGCGUUUACGGAUGUCAUUGGCGUAUAGAUGUCGUAGUUAUGGAGCUGUAUGUAGGGUGACUGCAGGGUCUCGCUGCCAUGUCUUCCGUGUGAACGCUUUCACACUUAUAUCCUUUGCCUUUGACGACCAGCGCGUAAUUUAUGGAUUGUUUAGAGGGACUUACCUUGUGUCGCCUACCGACUGAAAGCAGAGGGUGCUCAGGGAGCAAAGAUUUGGAGACGCCGACCGACGAUGGACAUCAUUUCCAACGUCGGAUCCAACGUCUGGCAGACGUUCGUUCGCUUUUUGAUGGGCAACUUGAUCAUUAAAACUGUGUCGGGUGCCUCACUGAAAGUCCAUCCUCUCAAUUUGCGACAGAGCGGAAAUAGGAUCUAGGGAAUGUUCUGUGCUUACGUCACGGUCGCGGCGAGUCGUGGACUGGCGGCC
Molecule: messenger RNA, 1593 nt
Organism: Fimicolochytrium jonesii
Lineage: Eukaryota; Fungi; Chytridiomycota; Chytridiomycetes; Spizellomycetales; Powellomycetaceae
Product: ribosomal protein S5 domain 2-type protein
Exons: 5
Coding region: 259-1194 (311 amino acids)
Biological process (GO): nuclear polyadenylation-dependent rRNA catabolic process; nuclear mRNA surveillance; U4 snRNA 3'-end processing
Cellular component (GO): cytoplasmic exosome (RNase complex); nuclear exosome (RNase complex)
Source: RefSeq, a predicted model, not a curated record